Pelobates fuscus (common spadefoot toad) is the source of this 1223-nucleotide messenger RNA. RefSeq names its product gamma-glutamyl hydrolase-like. Gene Ontology annotation, molecular function: gamma-glutamyl-peptidase activity. Bases 3 to 947 code for a protein of 314 amino acids. The transcript has 9 exons. The record is from RefSeq and is a predicted model, not a curated record. Gene Ontology annotation, cellular component: vacuole. Gene Ontology annotation, biological process: tetrahydrofolylpolyglutamate metabolic process. Lineage: Eukaryota; Metazoa; Chordata; Amphibia; Anura; Pelobatidae.
GGAUGUUCUCUCACUGGAAUUGUAUCUUGCUGCUCGCACAACUUACCACCACAAUAGCAUUUCCAAAAGUGCAAAAAAUCAAUGAACGACCCAUUAUUGGAAUCCUAGCACAAGAAGUUACUGAUAAAGUCUUCUUCCCAUUUGGUAAAACAUACAUUGCAGACUCGUAUGUUCACUUUCUGGAAUCAGCUGGCUGUCGGGUGGCUCCAAUCCGAUUAAAUUUGAAUGAAGACGAAUAUGUAAAGAUUUUCAAGUCCAUCAAUGGCGUCCUAUUUCCUGGAGGAGCUGCUGAUCUCCUGACCUCCGACUUUGCAAGAACAGCAAAAAUAUUUUACAAACUGGCUAUUGAGGCAGCUUCCUCUGGUAAUUAUUUUCCAGUUUGGGGAACCUGUAUGGGAUUCCAGAUUCUUACCGCACUCACCUCAGGGGAGGAUUUACUAAGCCCCACAUCUGCCGAUAAUAUCUCAUUACCACUUCAACUGAUUAACGAUAUCUCCUCCAGCAAAAUGUUCCAAAGUGCUUCCCCAGAAUUAUUGCAGGCUCUGAGCCAUGAAAACAUAACCGCAAACUUCCACCAUUUUGGGAUUACACCGGAGACGUUUCUAGCCAAUGAGAAGCUGUCUAACUUUUACCGAAUUCUUUCUACAAACCGUGAUAAGAAGGGAAUGGAGUUUGUGUCUACAAUGGAAGCUCGUAAUUUUCCUAUAUACGGCGUUCAGUGGCAUCCAGAGGUGAAUCGCUUCCAGUGGCACAGAGACUUAGCGUAUCCACAUUCUGAAAAUGCAAUAUGGAUUUCACAGUACAUGGCAAACUUCUUCAUCUCUGAAGCUCGGAAAAAUCUGAAUCACUUUGCUAAUGAACAGGAAGAGGAGAAAUCUCUGAUCUAUAACUAUGUUGCCCAAUAUACUGCCAAUAUUAGUGGAUAUGAACAAGCCUAUUUUUUCUAGAUUUUACCAGAUGUCAUGCACUAGUGGAUUUUGUUUAAAUAUAUCCAUUGCUAUAUAUAGAUGUAUAAUAGUACACGUUUUAUGGUCAAGAAGUAACUGUAAAUACUGUAUAUGAGGAUUAUGGAGAAAUUUAAUGUUAUAUUCUGGAGAGAUUUUUAGGUAUAAUUAAAAUGCAGAAAUACAUGUAAGAAGGAUGUCUGACAAUGUUUAACGGUUUGCUGAAGAAAGGUUAAAAGGGAUCUGUCACUACUCACCACUGAAUAAAACAGUGAAAAU